Messenger RNA from Naegleria fowleri, 4923 nucleotides. RefSeq lists its product as uncharacterized. Bases 1 to 4923 code for a protein of 1640 amino acids. The transcript has a single exon. Lineage: Eukaryota; Heterolobosea; Eutetramitea; Acrasida; Naegleriidae. Gene Ontology annotation, molecular function: actin binding. The record is from RefSeq and is a predicted model, not a curated record.
AUGGAUCAAAUUGAUUUUGUCCCAUCCAAAGAGGCCAUCUCCACACAAAUCAAAAACUUUCAAUCAGAUUCCACUCUUCAAUGGCUCUUCUUUGCGUAUCAAGAAUUGGAUGCUUCCAACAACAAUAACAACAAAUCCAAAGGAGUUUCUAACAAGAUUGAAAUUGCUCGCAUUGGCCAAGAACCUCUCGAUAAAACUCAACUCGAACAACUUCGGGAUUCAAGCAAUAACUCCUCUUCUCAAGAAUCCAUCACUGGUUAUUUGACCCCAUUCAGUUUCAAUUACUUUAUUGUUCGAAUUGAUGCCAAUCGUUAUAUUUUCAUCAAUUGGAUCGGAACCAAAACUAAAACUCUCAUGAAAACUCGUGCCAUGACUCAUCGAAUGGAAAUCAAAUCGUUGGCAGAAAAGUUACUUUCCAUGAAUUUUGUAUUUGAUCAUAAUGGUGUCGAUGAGUUUGACAAGUUGUUGCGUAUUGUGGAAGAAUCUCAAAAGUUUGAAUUUGAAAAUAUGAAAGACAAGACGACCACUAGUGGUGCCACCAUUCACUCGUCGACAUCUCCACGUUCUUCUAUGAACCAUUCUAUCCACACGAAUAAUAACAGUAGUGACAAUCACAACAACAACAGCUCUACCUCUUCACAGAGCGGAGCAGCACAAAAAUCUUCCACUCUCAUGAGUCGUUACAAUCCUUCUUCUUCCUCAAAUGAAGAAACUCUUUCACACAAUCGAAGACAUCAACGUACCAGCAGCAAGCCACCAAAACUCGGACUCGCUGCCAUCAUGAGACAAGUGUUAAAAAUCGAUGAGAAUAGCAUUCAACCCUUGUUGAAAUCUCGUUCCUUCGCUUGGCUCUUGUUGGGAUAUAAUUCCGAUGGUUUGUGUCAAAUUGAAGGACAAGGUCAAGAACAAAAUGUUUUUCCACCUGCAUUGUUUGAUGCUCUCAAAGAAGAUGACAUGCAAUACAUUAUUUUGAAAUGGGUUUUGACAAAUACUGGAUAUGGAGGAGAUGUUGAAAAGACCUACUUUUUGUCGUUUGUUGGAAGUGCUGUCAACUCGGUUCGUCGUGGUAAAGUGAAUCAACACAAACAAGAGGUUUAUGAUUUCAUUAACAAACAUUUCCAAUUGGGUGGUGAAGUCACAAUUACCAAUGAAGAUGAAUUAACUGUAGAUUAUAUUCAAAAUUUAAUGUUGGGUAACAGAAGUGCAGUUCCUGUUGCUGUGACUGAUUGGGGUACUCCAAAAUAUGUUCCUCCUCCAUCCGAAGCAAUUCACACCGAAAUUCCAUUAAUGAAAUCUCCAAGAAGUGAUCCAUUAAGAUCUCCAAGAAAGGAAUCUCUCAAAUCUCCAAGAAAGAGUUCAUUGAAAUCAAAGGAAACCUCUGCAUCGCCAUCAACAACCUCAUCAACAUCAGAAUCUUCAGGCUCCUCCUCUGCUCCAUUACCAAGAAAGGGAAGUGAAAUUUUGAGUAAGAUUAAACUCGGUUAUAAGGAAGGAAAAUUGAGAGGAAUUAAAACUAGAACUCCAGAAGAUGAACAAUCUCCAACAGCGUUGACAACCACCAAUGCUUCUCAAACAAAUCAUGGUGAUAGCAUUGCAUCUCCAAAAACUGAUUCCCCAAACAGUGCAAGAAAGAGAAAAUCCAUUCUCAGAGGAGGUGUUCAUAAUUUUUCGAUGGAAAAUAUGGACAAGCUCACAAGAAAUUUACUUAAAAAGAAAGAUACCAAGAGAGUGACUGCUUUGGUCUAUGGACAAAAUUCAAUUCGAAUUGAAGAUGAAGAAAAAGCAAUUGAUCGAUUGUAUGACUUGAAGGAUCCACUUCAAUUGGAAACCAUGUGGGUUCUUUUCAGUUAUCCUAAUGAGAAAUCACUCAAUAUAUUAACCGUUCUAGAUAGUGGAUCCAAACCACUCCCUAACGAUGAUGCAACCAUGGAAAAGCAUUUACAGGAUGAUGCCGUCAAGUACUUUGUUCACAAAUACUACGUCGAAAGAAAUUCUAGAAUUGAAGCGAAAUUUAGAAUUGUCAUUUGGAGAGGAAAAGGAGUGAGAUCCUAUUUCAAGGCCAUUUGUACCAAUCAUGCGAUGAAACUCUCCUCUUCCAUUAGUGCUGUCAUUCCCAAUGUAGAUCCUGAGCCACUUGUUUUCACAGACAUCUCAUCCGUCAAAGAAGCUAAAAUUGCACUCGAAAGUGCUGGUACAUCUCUCGAACCACAAGUGGCUGUCAAGAAAUUACAAGAAAAGUUUGCACAAGCAGCUGAACGUGAACGUGAGAAGGCUUCAGCCAAUUCACCUUCGAAUCGAAAUGCAGCAAGAAGAGUUUCCAUGAAAAAGGCAGGUUAUGAUUCUGGAAUUGGUGGUGGCUUAAAGGUUCUCAACGAAGAUGCUUUGAUCGAGAGCAUGAAAGAAUUACAAAGUGAUUCGAAUGACAUUUCAUGGGUCAUGAUUUCUUACAAGGACUCAAAGACGUUACAAUUGGAAGAUAAGGGAACUGGUACUGCUGAAUCUUUCAAAUCGAAAUUGACCGAUGAUAAGGUCUUUUACAUUUUAUACAAACAAUUUUUGGAAGAAUUGGGAGGAGCUCCCAAAGCAAUUCUUAUUGCUUGGGUUGGUCAAGAUGUGAAACCAAUGGCUAAAGCAUCCACAACUCCUCAUCGUAUUGCUCUCUUCAAAUAUUGCGUACGUCACGUCUCAUUGUCAAGUGAAUAUCAACCUAUUAGUAUUGAUGAAUUAGAUAAUGAUUCCAUUUUUGGUAAAGUUUCUGGUGGCGGUUCAAAAGGAUCCACCAGUGGUGCUGGUGUAAUUUCCAAGUCCUUUGGUGGUAAGAGUCAAUCUUUGACCCUAGUUAAUGAGGCCUCUAUUAUGGAAGCUAUUCAAGAUUUGAAGGAUGACCAUACUCCAACCAAUUGGAUCAAACUUGGUUACAAUGGAUCUAAUUCUCUUCAAUUUGAAGAAAAAGGUACAGGAGGUUUGGAUGAAUUCCAACAUCAUUUAUCGGAUGAUGCUGUGAGUUAUGUCUUGUACAAGACCUAUGUCGAACAUAGUCCAAAAAUAGCACUCAUUACUUGGGUGGGUACUGGAGUCACUGCUGGAACUGCAAAAGCAAGAGCAACCACUCAUCAAUUGGAAUUGGAAGCAAUCACAAAGAAGGUGACACCUGUGGCUGCAUUGUAUCAAGCUCUCGAGAGAGAAGAACUUAAGGAAGAAUUGAUUCAUAAGAAAGUUGCUGGUUCUGCCAUUAUUUCAGCUCCAACUGCUGUCUCUAAAGGUAACUUUGGAGGAAGAGAUUCUAAUUUGAAGUUUGAUGAUGAUCAUGCAGUUCUUGAAGCAUUUAAGGAAUUGAGAGGAAAUAGUGGUAUUCGAUGGCUCCUGUUUGAAUAUGUUCCUGGAAAUCAAUAUACAGUGAGUGUGACACAAAAAGGAAAAGGAGGUGUCAGGAACUUUAAACAAUAUCUUACCAAUGACAUUGUUUGUUAUGUGGUCAUGCGUUUGACAUUUAUGGAAUAUUCUGACAUUGCAAAGGCCAUUGUUGUGACAUGGGUUGGUGAAAAUGCACCAAGUUUCCAAAAAGCACUCUCUGGUGGUCACAGAAUUAAUUUAUACGAAUUCACAAGAAAACAAAUCUCAGUCGGUGGUGAAUAUCAACCUGAAAGCUCUGAAUCAUUAAGCGAUGAAGAUUUACUUUCUAAAAUUACAGGAACAAAGAAUGACAAUGCAGGAGAUGCUUUGGAAGAAAAGAUUCAACAACAAAGAACCUUUGAAAGAGAACGUAUAGUUCAAGUUCAACCUACGAUUGAAGUGAAAGAUGCCAAACAAUACAUUGGUGAAUAUAAAGACAUUGAAUUCAAUGGAAAAGAGGAAAUCAAACAGGCACUUGCAAACUUGGCUGAAAAGUGUCGAAAUGAACAACACGAUAAGGCACUCGAGAAUGCAAGUGUGAAUUAUAUCAAGAUGAAACUCACUGGAAAGGAGCUUCGUGACGUCGUGAUUGAAGAAUCUGGAGAUAAUGGUCUUACAGAUGAAUGGAGAGAACGACAUUUAAGUCCUAAUGAAUGUCUCUUGUUUGUGUUUGGACUUUUCACAUCUGAAGGAGGUUAUGGAAUGAUGACAAAAUUUGUUUUUGUUCAAUGGAUUGGUCAUGACGUGAAACAUUUAUUGAAGGCCAAGGCAAGUGAAAUUAGACAAUCGAUUUACAAUUUCAUUCAUAAGGAAUUGUACAUGUCUGGUGAAAUUCAAGGAUGUACCAAACCAGAACAUGUCACAUUGAAACUUGUGAUGGAAAAGAUUACAGGAUCGAACGUUCGUGGUAGUGAAAUGAAAUUAGAAAAGAAGGAUAAAAAGUUUCAAGGCCUCGGUAAAGAAAAGAAGAGCAAAUUAUCUGUCAAGGAUCAAGACAAAUUGAUGCAUCUUGUGGAAGAUAUGAUUUUACAAGAUUAUCUCGAAAAGAAGGAUGAGAAGAAGGAUGAAGACGAAGAAAAUGAAGAAUGGAAAAACCAUAAGAGAAUUUCUGAAGGAAAACUUGAUUGGAUUCUUAUGAGCUAUGUCAAAGAUUCAAUUGAUGAAAUUGAAGUGACAGCUUAUGGAGAAGGAGAUGUUCAUAACUUUAAGAGCUAUUUGAAACCAAACUCUGUGAACUUUGCAAUUAUUAGAGUUUUCCAUGCUCAAGGAUAUGCGAAAGACAUUUCCAUGCUCACUGACAAUCGAAUCAAUUUGGCAAAGCCAUACUUUACUUUGAUUUAUUGGAAGGGUGAAAAUGUUCAAGUGUUGGAAAAGGCAUUGACAUCCCAUCACUUUAAUUCAUUCCACAAAUUGAUGACUCAGAAAUUCAUGAGAAUGAAGUCAUCCUUACAAGGUUCAACUUAUCAAGCUGAACAUGAACAUGAGUUGGAUAUGGACAGAAUUAAGAAGCUCAUGAGAUUGUAUGAUUAA